CAUUUCCCAUCUUCAUAGUGUGAGUGAGUCUCAGAGAGAGAGAGAGAAGCGUCGGAGCUUGGCCGAGAGAACCACAAAUCUGACCGUGAACGAUGUUCCUCCGAGCGAUCGCACGGCCGCUGAUGGCCAGGGUGAAGCAGACGACGGGGAUCGUAGGGCUGGACGUGGUCCCCAACGCAAGGGAGGUACUGAUCGAGCUCUACUCCAAAACCCUAAAGGAGAUCCAGGCCGUCCCCGAGGACGAAGGCUACCGCAAAGCCGUCGAGAGCUUCACUCGGCAGCGCCUCCAGGUCUGCCGCGAAGAGGAGGACUGGGAGGCCAUCGAGAAGAGGCUCGGCUGCGGCCAGGUCGAGGAGCUCAUCGAGGAGGCGCGUGACGAGCUCACGCUCAUCGGAAAGAUGAUCGAGUGGGAUCCAUGGGGUGUUCCUGAUGAUUACGAGUGUGAGGUGAUCGAGAAUGAUGCUCCAGUCCCCAAACACGUGCCUAUUCACCGACCUGGCCCUCUUCCUGAGGAGUUUUACAAAACUCUGCGGGGUCUUGGUUCAGACCAAACAAAGUUGGAUGAGGCUAAGGCCACCUCAAUUGACUCUGAAUCAAAGGCAUAAGGGUCUGCUGUUUCUGUUUUGAAGAACUGUAGAUUCCAAAUUUGAAUUUUUAUCUUUCUUUUGGAACUCUCCUGCUUAUCUUUGAUUACAAUGGGUUUGUUUGUAGAUUUAAAUUAUGGGAGAGAGAGGCUUGAAUAUUUAAUAAUCUACACUUGUGUUGUUUGUAGUAACAAUGUUGUAUUCUCAA
Messenger RNA from Rosa rugosa (rugosa rose), 792 nucleotides. RefSeq names its product probable NADH dehydrogenase [ubiquinone] 1 alpha subcomplex subunit 5, mitochondrial. The transcript has 2 exons. NCBI's taxonomy places the organism in Eukaryota, Viridiplantae, Streptophyta, Magnoliopsida, Rosales, Rosaceae. Gene Ontology annotation, biological process: respiratory electron transport chain. The record is from RefSeq and is a predicted model, not a curated record. Bases 93 to 605 code for a protein of 170 amino acids.